Messenger RNA from Sorghum bicolor (sorghum), 1166 nucleotides. RefSeq names its product OTU domain-containing protein DDB_G0284757. Gene Ontology annotation, biological process: protein deubiquitination. NCBI's taxonomy places the organism in Eukaryota, Viridiplantae, Streptophyta, Magnoliopsida, Poales, Poaceae. The transcript has 10 exons. Gene Ontology annotation, molecular function: cysteine-type deubiquitinase activity. The coding region runs from base 203 to 886 and encodes 227 amino acids. The record is from RefSeq and is a predicted model, not a curated record.
GGAAACUUUCCCUUCUUCAGCAGUUUUUGGUGCGAAAGAAAAGAGAAGAGAAGGAAAGCGAAGGAGGUUUCUCUUCUCAGCUGGAGCGGCUCCCUCCUCCCUUUGCCCCUGCCCCCACGCGCGCGCCAGCCGCCACCGCCUCCGAUCCGAGCGGCCGCUUACAGUCAACCCAUCCAACCUCAAAUGUUCCUUGUGAGGUAUCAUGACUGAACACCAGGAAUGUGUUAGCAAGAGCUCUUCCUCAAGUAUUAGCAGCAGCACUCAGGAGAGUGAGGAGGAACUGACCAUUGGUACUCUUAUAACUGAAGCAACAAACACAACAAACAGUGCAAAGAGUCUUGGAAGGCGCCUUUCGCACUUAGAUUCGAUCCCGCACACUCCGCGUGUUAAUGGGAAAAUUCCAGAUUUUAAUAAUGCGACAAUUGAUCAUGAAUCAUUAUUAGAAAGAUUGGGCACUUAUGGCUUAGCUGAAUACCAAAUAGAAGGAGAUGGGAAUUGCCAGUUCCGAGCUCUGGCAGACCAGAUAUUCCGCAAUCCUGAUUAUCACAAACAUGUGAGGAAGGCGGUAGUGAAGCAGCUGAAGGAAUUCAAGAAACACUAUGAAGGUUAUGUGCCAAUGGAAUAUAAGGUUUACUUGAAGAAAAUGAAAAGAUCCGGGGAAUGGGGAGAUCAUGUGACCUUACAGGCAGCUGCAGACAGGUUUGCUGCUAAAAUAUGUCUGUUGACGUCGUUUAGAGACACAUGCCUAGUUGAGAUAGUCCCCAGAGAUGCCACUCCAACAAGAGAGCUUUGGCUAAGUUUCUGGUGUGAAGUACACUACAAUUCAUUGUAUGCAGUUGAAGGUGAGGGGUUUAUUCCCAUGAUGGUGAUCCUAAGGCUGCAGUGAUCAGUCAUCCUACAUAAAAUUCUCAAAAAAAAACCCUUGCUGCAGUGAUCACUGAUCAGUCAUCCUACAUAAAAUUCAAAAAAAAAAAACUUUCUUGUGUCGUGUAGUACUUUUCCUGAACUAACUGUUCCCUCCUCGCUUCAGACUACAUUCUUCUAUUUCGGUGCUGCAUUACAUGACUUUUGUUUGUAAUAACUGAAAAGGAUAGACCAUGGAAUUGGCAUAUAUAUAAGGGCAUUCACAACGCAGACUCUAUCAUAGAGUCUAAAGUUAUUUAUUA